Rotaria socialis is the source of this 648-nucleotide messenger RNA. NCBI's taxonomy places the organism in Eukaryota, Metazoa, Rotifera, Eurotatoria, Philodinida, Philodinidae. The record is from the annotation of a GenBank genome assembly.
AUGUCUGAUAUAACAAUGUUAAAACUCAAACCAAUUGAAAUCGAUAGCAAUCAUGUUGUUAUUAGUACGAAUACAGUUACACCAGCAAUUCAACAAUCAAACCCAAUAAAACGAUCUCGUAAAUCUGCUCAUCCAUCGAAAACAAUUCAGACAUCAACUGAAUCUUCUUUUAUAAGCUUGCUAACAAAAAAUACAAAAAAUAUUUCAAUUAAAGAAUUGAUUACUACUUCGACUUCUACAGAUGAUGAUUCACUUAGUUUACCACAUUUUGAUGAACAAGAAAAUACGAAUGACGAUCCUGAUACUGGUAGUGAUGACGAAACUUCAAUUACAUGUCAAAGUGUAACAUCGAAACGAUCACGUUUGACUUCUGAUAAACGAUUAGAGGCGAAUGCACGUGAACGUGAACGUGUUCAUAAUUUAACAGCAGCAUUUGAAUCAUUACGUCAACUUAUACCAAUGUAUGGUGAUCAACAGAAAUUGAGUCGUUUGUCAAUACUAAGAAUUGCUUGUUCAUAUGUUCUUGUACUGGGAGCAUUGAAUGAAAUUGAUUUUAGUCAAGAACAAAAUGCUUACACAUUUAAUGAAUGUUUUCAUAUACUAUCGAGUACAAUUUUAAGUGAACUUAAACGAAAACAACCUAAAUAG